AUGGAGGCAUUCAGAAGCCUCUUUGCAAAACCCGAUCCCCAAGCACAGUUCCGCAAAUGCAAUGCCCUCAUCCGCUCCAACAUCCGCAAACUAGACCGGGACAUCGCCGCCAACAAACAAAAUGAAGUCAAGAUAAAGAACCUCAUCGUACAGGCCGACAAGCGCGCCCAGAAAGACCCUGCCCGCGCCAAGCAGGCCCAAAAGGAAGUCCGCGACUUUGCCCACGAGCUCGUCCGUCAACGCCGCGCCUCGGCCCGCACAAUCACCUCCAAGGCCCAGCUUAACUCGGUCCAGAUGCAAGUGAGCGAGGCCUUUGCCGUGCGCAAGAUUGAGGGCUCCAUCCGCUCCAGCGUCGGAAUCAUGAAGGACCUCAACCGGCUGAUACGCCUCCCCGAGAUGGCACAAACCAUGCAGCAGCUGAGCGCGGAGCUGAUGAAAGCCGGCAUCAUCGAGGAGAUGGUCGAGGAUAUAUUGCCCGAGGACGGAGACAUGCUUGUAGAGGACGAGGGCGAGGUGGACAGGGUGCUGGGUGAGAUUUUGAAGGAUAGAAAGGAACCCAGUUUGCCUGUCGCGCCCGCGCCGCAGCUGCAAACGCAGCAAGUCCACGACGACGAGGAGGAGGAGGAGGAGGAGGAGGAUGCAGAGGCCAUGAUGGAUCAGAUGCGGAAUCGGCUGGAUGCGUUGAGGAGCUAG
This is a messenger RNA of Metarhizium album ARSEF 1941, 693 nucleotides long. Its product is annotated as charged multivesicular body protein 3. Bases 1 to 693 code for a protein of 230 amino acids. The record is from RefSeq and is a predicted model, not a curated record. Gene Ontology annotation, biological process: late endosome to vacuole transport; endosome transport via multivesicular body sorting pathway; protein transport. Gene Ontology annotation, cellular component: multivesicular body; ESCRT III complex. Lineage: Eukaryota; Fungi; Ascomycota; Sordariomycetes; Hypocreales; Clavicipitaceae. The transcript is spliced from 2 exons.